Messenger RNA from Megachile rotundata (alfalfa leafcutting bee), 4896 nucleotides. RefSeq names its product protein lethal(2)essential for life. Gene Ontology annotation, biological process: protein refolding; response to heat. The record is from RefSeq and is a predicted model, not a curated record. Gene Ontology annotation, cellular component: cytoplasm; nucleus. Lineage: Eukaryota; Metazoa; Arthropoda; Insecta; Hymenoptera; Megachilidae.
UGUUGAUCAUAAAAACCUACGAUGAUUGUAAUAAAUAUUUUACUCACGUUUCGCCUUUGAAAUAUCUAUAGAUCUUCAGUUAUCCGCCAUUUUGAAAUAAAGACUCACCGUUUUUAAUUUUACCUGAUUUAGUUUUAUAAUUUCCAGGAAGGUUUAUUAAAAAAGCACUGUAUUUACGUCGGGUUUCACUUUAUUGUUUCUCUCAGCCAAUAAUAGUUUGUUUAUGGACCUAUAUCGCUAGGCAAUUGCGGACUGCGUUACACAAGUAUGAGAACAAGUUUUCGUUAGAUCAGCAAGAGAAUUUUGAACGUAUGAUAUAAUUUCGAGUAUGUGUGUUUACAAUAGAGUGUGUUCAAUUAGUAAUUUUACGAUGUUUAUAACGCGAAGGAAAAUUGUUGCCAUAAAACGUCGAUUAUAAUAAUAAUAAUAAUGUAUAUAUUAAAUACACGCGUCUUUCGGUAUCAAUUUACAGAUCAUUUUUCGUAGAACAAUUUAAGCAGCAAAGAAUAAAAUAGCGCAAUCGGUGAAAGCCAUUAUACCACGAAUAGUUUACAAGAGAAUUUAGAUACAAUUUGUUGAUGAUUGUUACUAAGUCACAGAAAAAAGUAUUACAAAUCACGCUAUUAUUUGAAGUAACAUUUGUGUAUGGAUACCACACGCGCAGUUGAAUUCCCAAGAUUAUAUUUGUUUUCUCUCUCUCUCUUUUCUCUCUCUCCCUCUUUCUUAACACACGAAUAAUCGUAGUCGUUUUAUCCAGUACUAAAAAGGGACACGUAGUUAUCUCGUAUCAAGCCUAACAAUAAUUAUAAACGAGCCAAAGGAUUUUAUCGCGCUUGAUUCAAAAUUCUGGAUUUAGUCGUGUCACAAUCUGACGUGUUUACACACAGCGAUGACUGACCACAUUUAAAAACACGAAAAUACGACGAAUAUUAUAGAGUUUGAAUCAUAUACAACAUAUAUAUAUGUAUCGAUUAUCAUAAUAAUAUUUGGUCGAUUACCUAAAUCAUUUAAUCGUUAAGCCUACUAGUUUAUAUAUUUAUCGCCUAUAAUGCCGCACAGUAGGUUUUAUUAUAUCUUCCAAGUGUAGUUUUGAUCCUUUUAAAUCAACUUAAAAAUUAAACAAUUACAUAAAUAUCCUGAAGUUCUAUUCACCCGCUAAACAAGCGCUCUUUCUUUUCUUCUUGGGCUAUCGUGUCGUUGUGAUUCACAGAUGUUCUCGUAAUUGUUCAUUUUGCAAAUAUUUAUCAAAAAAGAAAAUGUCAAACUUACAGAAUAAUUUUUGAAGUAUUUCGCACUUGUUUGCUAAGUAGGAAGGAGUCGAAUAACAUAAUCCUAGCGAGUAUCGUACACGCUAAUUAUAUAAUAGAGUAUCGAUAAAUAGUCCAUACUCGAUGAUAUUUAAAACACAUACUCUAAUGUAUAAUCGAAUUAUUGUUCGUAUUUUGUUCAUUUUUUUUUUUUGGUCGACGAGUUUACACUCGUCGGAUUUUUAUAUUUUUUUUACGUUCAUUAAAGAAAAUUAACGUUUAAAUGUUUCUUAAUUUAAACCCACACCCUAGACAUAAAUAUGUAUAUCUCGUAUGUAAUGUAUAUGUAUAUACAUACAUAUAAUAUAUAUAUAUCAAUACGCAACUCUUGGGCAAGGCUACCUUCGUUUUAAGAAGUGCGGACACACACCUCGAUCUCGUUGGAAAAUCGAACGAUGCGUGCUUUAAAAGCAAGGUACGUUGUUAUUGUUCGUUAUUAAUAUACAUUCCUUACGAAGACAUUAUAUUUAGUAUAUCGAGGGUGAAUAACAUGCUGAAAGAUUUGCGUUUGCAAAACUUGCAAGCGUACAUCGAGAAGAUAAAACAGCUCAGAAGCUAAAGAAAAAUAAGUCCACCAGAAAUACUACUCCGUUUCAAAUUAAUAAUAUUAAUUAAUAUUCAAAUAAGCUUAGAAGAUUCAAGUGUGUGCAAUUAUUAUCAAAAGGUGUGGGCACCCUAAUACGUACGUUACAAUUAAUACAGGCUGUCACUCUUCUAACGAAUAGUUAAAAUUGAUAUUGCAGCAGUAACGAGGUAUACUUUAGUCAGGACACUGAUCAAAUUGUCGAGUUGCUUUCUCAGGAUCUCUCGAAGCGAGAGACGGGGUCCUUGAAGCCGGGAUCUGAAGCAUUGCAACGCGAUGAGUCCAGGCGAAAAAUAUGUUCCACAUACGACACGAAUUGUGCCAAAAUCGAAAUUGAAUCACGUCCCCCCUUUUCGCGAUUUCCGUCAAACGCAUCGGGGUGAAAUAUUUUUAGACAAGAGUCAGUGGAAACGUCACGUGGACCACGUCGUGGGUGUAUCUCGGUGGUGGAUCGCGUGGGCGUCAAAGACGCACCUCGAAGAACUAUUUAAGCUUCUAGCGUCUUUGCAGCUGAAUCAGAAAGUGAAUAUUCCUCUGAACCGUUUUUCGGAAGUGUUUGCUCGAGUUUCGCAUCAAGUCCGUUUCCACAAGCACGGUAGUACCUCAAUGUUCUACGUAAUUUUUUGUCGUGAUCGUGUGUGCUCUUUCUCGUGUGAUGUCGGUGUUCUUACUUUCGGACCGAAAACAAAGUAACGCGUGUAGUGCGACGCGGAUUAGUAAACAGUAACCUAACGUUAGUGGAAAUCCUAAAGAGCUGUUAAACCUUAAGGACUAGUUACAUAUUUACUACUACGCAAGUUUGAUUAGAUCCCGUUCCGAAAAGUGUCCAUAGUCGCAAUCGCAAGUGUUCGAAACACCUUAAACUUACAUGAUAAUCACGCGGUUGUGGAGUCUUUCCCCGCCGGGUAUUGAUCGUCGUUCGAUAGUUAGAAAGUAUCGAAAUCUCGUGUUCGUUAACGAAGCGCGCGAAAAUAGGUGGAAAAUGGCGCACGCGGUGCUGAAAAUCUUCGAGAAAGACCAAACACGCGCGUUCAAUUAAUGAUAAGCUUUCUCUCUAUCGUAUCACGCGCAUAUAUUAACCAUACACGCUUUUUCCCCUUACUAAGCAACUAACAAAGGAAAGUUUUCGCUUGCGAGUUAAGUAUAUCGAGGAUACAUAUGUAAAGUUCGUCUCGUUAUUCGAGUGUUUAGUAGCGUAAAGCACGUCAGUGCCGAAAACUUAGCGAACUAACUUAUUUAUUAAAAGUACUCGUCGAAAAGCAUAAUGAAAUUUUUUUUUUUAUUUUUUCCCUAGCCUGGUUUGUGAUAAACUUUUCUCUCUACCAACGUGAUCUUCACACCCCUUUUUUCUCAUUUUUCGAGUUGUUAUAUGUCGACUGUUAUAUGUCGAGUUGUUAUAUGUCGAGUUACGCUUCUGUCGCUAAAUGGUGGAUCUUGUGAUCCGUUCUCAAUUAAAACGCGCGUUCGCGACGCACAAAAUCACGCACGGUGUGAACAGAAAAGAUGUACCCUCUGCCACCCCGUGCUUCCUGAUCAGGGUGUGGUUAGGUUAGGUUAGGUUUUUAUCGUAAAACUUUGCUGCCUAAUACCUAAACUCCUAAAACACGUAACCUACAUAGCCCUACAAUUAUGCGCAUUCGAUGGAAAAUUCAUAACACGUUUUUACCUCCCUUUCGUUAAACAGCCCCCCUCCUUUCUGUCGUUGCAAAAAACACGUCCACAUUAUUUUUUUUGUUGUAUUUCUUUUUAUUUCGUGAUCGACAAUAUUCUCUUUCCGUGAUAGACAAAUUUUCCCUCGAUCGUUCUAAACGAAUCUAGUUACGAAGUUCGUCGUUUUCAAUGCCGGGUUUCGCUCGAAAAAAGGAAUUUCAAUAUACGUACACGUUGAAUGUUCAAAGUAAAGAUCGGACUCGAAAACAAAUCGCUACGAGCUUUAUUCGAUCGUCUGUUGUGCGUAUAAGAGAUUAUCGUUGACUGCCCUCGAGGAAACGCGUAUUUUCCAACAAAGUAUUCCGUUUUUUCUCUACGCUACACUGGCUAUAUAAAUCGUAGCAAGAACUCGUUCGCGCGAUGUCUCAGCGAUUAAAUAUUGCUCUCGCGGAUCGUGAAAUCCUUGUACUCCUCCUACUCCGUCUAUAUUUUCAGGAUACAAUUAUAAUAAUCACCCGAGACCGAUCUGCAGGAUCGUGUCCCUUAUCCACAGUUAAAACGACAGACGGGCGAGUAACACACGUUAACGCGCAAAAACCUCAAUAAACUUGGUCCUGAAAAUGCUUCUUCCGUAAUCCGUUGUCGCUUAUACUAAGACGUUAUCUCUAAUCCAACGUGUCACGCGUUUUACACCCUUCUCUAAGAACUGCGUCCUGAAAAGCAAGAACUUGACCGACAAUUUAUCUCAUGUUUAUCCACGCAGAUGUCCGUGGUACCUCUGGUGUUUCGCGACUGGUGGGACGAUUUCGAUCGACCGGUGUCCAGGUUGAUGGACCAACAUUUCGGCAGAGGACUCGAUCGAGACGAUCUGAUAUCAAGGUUCUCCGAUCUGAGCCUCGACAGACCCCUACGCUCGAUUUUCCGCGAUAGGUACUACCGUCCAUGGAGGAACGUGACGCGCCAUCACUCGAGCGGAUCGAGCACGAUUCAGAUCGACAGCAAGGACAACUUCCAGGUAAUACUGGACGUUCAACAAUUCUCACCGGAAGAGAUCACGGUGAAGACGGUCGGUAACCAAGUUAUUGUCGAAGCCAAACACGAAGAGAGGCAAGACGAGCACGGAUUUGUCAGUAGACACUUUGUACGGAGAUACGUCUUGCCAGCAUCGCACGACGUGAUCAAUAUUACCUCGAGCCUUUCUUCGGAUGGUGUUCUAACUAUCACGGCCCCCAAAAAGGUAAGAGACGAAGAGGAGGAGGUUCUCUGGCCGGCGAAUCUAAGGAUGGAUUCGCGAAGCUAGGAGCGCUUAGCAAAAUUGUGAUCCUCUCUCUUUUCCCCCUUUUUUUUUAAUGUAUG